AUGAAGUACUUUCUUCUGCUGCUGGCUUUCUUUGUAGGUGGUGAUUGCACAGAGAAUUGUGGAAGAAUCUACAUCACUGGCACUCAUGGAAAUGCUGGUGAUUUUGCCAAAUGCAGAACUGCUUCAAGCUUAUACAUUACUGGCUCAAAUUUGAGUACACUUUCUGAUUUUGGACAACUGAGGAAAAUCUCACAAACCGAAGAUGACGGUGACAUGCCAGCGUUAAUAAUAUCUAACAACAAAAACCUGAUCUGGGAGAGAGGAAGUUUGUCUCAGUUGGAAUACGUUACUUUGGGCACAAAAUCUCUUACGAUCCCCGUCAUUGCUAUACAUGACAAUCCGAAGCUUUGUAUUCCAAACGCAGACAUAUUGAGACUAAAGAGAGCUGCAGCAUCGUUGAGCACUGACAAUACUUUCAUUCAAGAAUGUCAGUGUGACAUGGAAGUUCUUUUGGAAGCGGCAUCAACUGUCGGGCAUGUCAAGAACCAGAAAGUGAACACCCCAUGUGUUACACUCAAUGGAGAUCUUGUAAUUAACAGUUCCACAAAUGAAGCGCUUCAGAGCGUUAUCAUGGGAAUACGGUAUAUCCACGGAGGUAUUUCAAUGGUUGAUACAAGUUGGUCGGAACUUCGUUUACCGUCUCUUGAAACCAUUGACAACGUAGGAAUUGAGAUUCGUAACAAUAGAAACCUUACGAAAAUUAUUAUACCGUUCUUACGCGCUAUUCUUUCAACUGGCAAGCAUGCAAAUAUUAUAGAUAAUCUAAAGUUACGAAUAGACUACGCUCUUGAGGAAAGGCUACUUCUUACAAGAAUGAGAAAAGGUAGUGAAGAAAAUCGUCUUGAAAUUAAAACAUCACCAUGUGUAAUUAACGAAACGGAAUCACUAAUUAGCCUUGCUUCAUGUAGAAAUGUUGUUGGAGAUAUCAUUAUCACAGCUGCUAACUCUGAAAUCAGCAUUUUGGAAAAUUUGGCAUUUGUUGAAGUUCUACGCGGUUGCCUAACCAUCAGUGGCACGAAGUUACAAAACUUAUCAUUUCUGAGGAACUUGAAGGAGGUCCAUUGCGAGAAGGACCGGCCUCCAAUUCUCAUAGAAGACAAUAAACAAUUGGUUGAUAUUGACUUAGGAAUACACAGAGUUCGUUCAACUCUACGGAAACCGCUAGAGAUUAAAGGAAAUGACAUGCUAUGUCGAGAUUACAUAAAAAGAUGGCAGAACGUGUUGAGAAUUUCUCGAGCAAAAGAUCAAGUACAUGAAAUUGAUAUGCGUUCUGUAAGCGAACGAUGCGAUGGUGUCUUCGUCUCAGACUCACAUAAUAUAAUGGUUCCUGUCACAAUACUUAUUUGUGUACUUGUGCUAAUCUACUGCAUCUUAAUUAUUAAUCGUAGUACAGCUAAACAAAACAAGCGGUUCAAUGCAAAGCUAUCGUGA
Messenger RNA from Necator americanus (New World hookworm), 1431 nucleotides. RefSeq lists its product as uncharacterized. The transcript has 16 exons. The record is from RefSeq and is a predicted model, not a curated record. The coding region runs from base 1 to 1431 and encodes 476 amino acids. NCBI's taxonomy places the organism in Eukaryota, Metazoa, Nematoda, Chromadorea, Rhabditida, Ancylostomatidae.